Molecule: messenger RNA, 1253 nt
Organism: Mytilinidion resinicola
Lineage: Eukaryota; Fungi; Ascomycota; Dothideomycetes; Mytilinidiales; Mytilinidiaceae
Exons: 2
Coding region: 234-974 (246 amino acids)
Source: RefSeq, a predicted model, not a curated record
CCUCCAGUCAAACCUGUGAUACCUCAAGUGCCCUCAGCGCGUAGCCCUGCAGUCUCUUUUCCCUUCCGUUUCUUCGGUCCUCUGCAUUGAUUGCUUUCCUUUGGGUAAUCUUUUUUUGGGCUUCUUCUAUUUCCUUCUGGGCAUAAUAUAUCUCACCAUCCUCCUCUUCGACCAUCUUCUGUCGAUUCUACCGACAUACCUCUCCAAACACAUACACACACACUACCAUCAACAUGUUCUUCUCAUCGCCACUAGUCCUCGCCUUGGCCCUUGCUCCCUCAACCAUCUUCGCCCUCCCAACACGGCAAGCCCUCAGCCUACCAUCCCUCGGCGACUUCCUGAGCAAACGGGCCAUCUCAGCCCCGACAUUCCAGCGCCUUACUGAUGGCGUCUGUGACCUGGACGGCGUGACACCCCCAUUGGGCCAAACCGCUCCUCUACCACCUCCAACUGCGGGUCUAAGACUUUACCAUGUUGCAGUUGGCCGCGGCACCCAAAACUACACCUGCGCCUCUGCCUCUGAGACGGUUAUUCCAGUAUCCGAAGGUGCUGCUGCAACUCUCUUCAACGCCACAUGUGCUGCUUCCCGCGCUCCGACAACACUCUCCUCUACCCCCGCCAUUGCUCUGGCCUUCUCCGUGCCAACGGGCGACCAAGCCACAGCCCUAGAAUCUGGCCACCACUUUUUCUCCAACAUUACCACACCCGUCUUCAACCUCGACACAGCCGCGCACGCUUACGGCAUCGGCAGCCUUAAGAAGACUGCAAACACGACCGCACCUGCGGACGCACCCGCGGGCUCAAACAACAUGGGCAGCGUGCCAUGGUUGAAGCUCACUGGUAUCGAAGACGGCACCUUCAAAGAGGUGUACCGAGUCGACACCGCAGGUGGACAGCCACCAAAGAACUGCAGUGGGAUCAGCGGCGACUUUGACGUCGAGUACAGCGCGGUCUACUGGUUCUACACGUCAUGAUAGUGAGAAGAAAAGCAAGGGAUGAAUGGGUAUGACUUGGAUGGCUCUUCUUGCUUGGUUGGAAACAUGGAUCGUUUGUUGCGAUAUACCACUUUCCGUUUUUGUUUUCUUGUUUCUUUUUAAACAUUGCAUCGAACCGGCGUUCCUGGCGGGCGCUCGGGCGCUUCGCUUGUCUUGUAUAGCUUACUCUUUCGACACGAUCGUUGUAGUGAGCUGGCAUACCUUCUGACGAAUGUGGAUGUCGUGGAGAGGAGAGCUAGUGAAAGAGAUACAAAUAAU